GGUUACUGACCAGUCCGAGGGAGCGAGGAGACAGUCGCGCGUGAUGCUGUACACAUGCUCCCACAACAACAAACACUUCCGUGUAUAUUUAGUGCUCUGACGCCACUCCACAAAAUGCACUGAAAUAGUAGAGUAAGUGCUAUCUCCGUGCAGCAUGGCGCCUUCAUAUCUCGGCGCGUCUUUACAACUGAGCGGAUUCCAGUGUUUCAUCCAGUGUUGGAGCCCAGCUGUGAUAUAGUGGUGUGAUAUCUGAGGUAAACGAUAGAACAGAAGUACAAUGAAAGUACUGGACUAUGUAGUGCGGGUGGUGGACCCGCGCAACGUGAUCGCCUGCUACACGAUAUUCCUCGUGGUCCGAGCCUUAGAGACCGAGGAGACCCAACACGACGAUGUUCUCCUGCUCUCGGAGUUCUGUCCGGACCACAUUAACUGUGACUUCGCCCUCGGCAAUGUACCAGACGUCUUUACAGACUUUGACUUUCUCAAUGAAGACAAGGCGCCUGUGUGGUUGAGUGACAGCUUACUCGAAGAUAUUAACAUUUCGUUUGUGCCAGAAGAGAACCCCCCGGCAGAGAAGGAUGGCAUGUGGUGGGGGAAAGUGUACACCCCCCUGUCAGCACCAAACUCCAAAUGUGAGGCACAGGUCGAGCAGUACCUCAGGGACCUCAAACAUUACGAGCUGUGGGCCAUGCAAAUGUGGGAUGCCACGGCCAAGCCUGCAGCAGGGCUGCUGAGUGGCAACAGCAACCAGUUAGGGGACUACGACAGUUGUCUGGCAGUGCAGUUAUCAGCCCUGGGCACGGUGGAGGGCAAGUACUGUUUGGCAGACAUCGACCUGGAGACAACUGCGGCGGCCUUGCCAAGCCUGCGAGCCGCCGUCCACAGAAUGCAGGCUGGAGCCUUCGUGCGCAGCAAACAUUCAGAUCCAGGACACUUUGCACCAAGGUGGUCCACACUACGCUGGGGCUUGUGCGUGCCAGCAGCCUGUAAUGACAGUGAGGUGGAAGCCGGUCUGCGGCACUUCCUCCAGGGCUACCAACUUCCAGGGAUCACGGUGGACCCAGUCAUAAAGCCUGGGAUGUGCUAUACCAAUCAACGAGGCACAGUGCUGCCAUUUCUCACUCUGGUCACCUUAGGAUUUUUCGGAGGCAUAUUGAUGCUUGCUGUGGUAUCGACAAUGGUGGACACCAACAGUAACUACCCCAAUGCAGAAAAACUUGAGCGGCGGGACCGAGCAGUGCUCGCCUUCUCUCUCCGCAGAAACUGGCAGGCUCUGGUGUCUCGACGGACAGACGAGUUGCCUGUGAUACACGGCAUCCGUAGUGUCUUCACCAUCAUGCUCUUCGCCGCCCACAAGCUGAUGCCUCUCGCCCUCACCCCUUACUCCAACCGUGGUCUUCUCACACAGUGUUCCCACUCCGUGUUCAGUGCUGUAUUGAGGGCCUCCAGUGUGUUUACUGACUCUUUCCUGCAACUGAGUGCAGUGCUGACAUCGUACAACCUGGGUAAGGAGUUGAGCCGACAUGGUGAUGUGGCCUGGCGUAACCGUCUCCUGGCUAGGAUAAUCAGGUUGACGCCAGCUCUCUUUGCUGUGGUGUUGUUCUAUGCUUACGUGAUGGAACACGUUGGGUCCGGACCUCAGUGGACCUCGUCCAUUACAGUAAACGCUGACCUGUGCAAAGCGAACAUGUGGAAGAAUGUCCUGUAUAUCCAAAACUUUUUCCUUUUCGAGGACAUGUGUGCGCCUCAUACUCACCAGUUGGCUCUGGACAUGCAGUUGUUCCUGAUGGCUCCAGCAGUGGUGUACUGUCUGCACUACUGGCCUAUGCUGACCGUGUCUGUGCUGGGGAUUUCACACCUGGCAGUGUCUGGUUUGCGGUAUUACACACAUCUAAAUUACCAUCUCUCCGACUUCAUCUACCAUAACAUCUCACUGACUGACUUGUACCGCACUGCCAACAUGUCGUACAGUCAAGCCAUCCACAGAGCAAUACCAUACAUCGUCGGGCUACUGACUGGGUACUUCCUGCAGAGGGUUGGCAAGCUACAUCUCUCUUACAUGCAGGCUGCUGCCGGUUGGACGUGUUGUGUCAUGUUGGCGACACUGUCUGUAUUCUACCCGUCACACCUAGCACUGCCAGACGCUGUGUACGAUGCAAGUGAUGGUGCUACGUACGCAGCAAUCUCCCCUACAACGUGGUCUGUAGCUCUCUCCUGGCUCAUCAUCGCCUGCAGUUCUGGAUACGGAGGUUGGCUACACGAAGCAUUGUGUCAACACUGGCUUGUGGUCAUCAGUCGACUCUCCUACUCCAUCUAUCUAACUCAGUUUAUCAUCUUCUUCUACUAUGUUGGCAGCCUGAGGUCCAGCCAGGAGUUCAGUCUGUUUUAUGUGAUUGGUGUGUACGAAGUGAUAGGAGUGCUGUUAGCAUCACUGUUCGUCACUCUGCUGUUUGACCUUCCGAUGCAAGAGGUCAAGGCCACGCUGCUCUCUGGGCGUAAAGUGAACAAGGCAGACAAAGUCUCUUGAUGGACUGCUGCAGCUAGUUCACUCCUACGAGUAUUAUCAGGGUACAACAUGUGACUACACGUCAUGCAGUGGACACGCUUCUUACAAGUUACAUUAACUUAGAUUUUUGUGUUGUGUUUCGUAACAAAUUACUUUAUUGUGAUAAUAAAUUUUAUUUUUACAA
Messenger RNA from Homalodisca vitripennis (glassy-winged sharpshooter), 2690 nucleotides. Its product is annotated as nose resistant to fluoxetine protein 6-like. The record is from RefSeq and is a predicted model, not a curated record. NCBI's taxonomy places the organism in Eukaryota, Metazoa, Arthropoda, Insecta, Hemiptera, Cicadellidae. The transcript is spliced from 14 exons. Gene Ontology annotation, molecular function: acyltransferase activity, transferring groups other than amino-acyl groups. The coding region runs from base 278 to 2527 and encodes 749 amino acids.